GCUGGAUGAAUUUUUACUAUGUGCGGUUGCCUAUUUCGAUUUCAAAGCCCGUUAUUUUUUUUUGAAAACCCUCACUUGGCAGUGGGAAAGGACGGUGCCACAAGAAUUCCCUCGUUUUUUUUUGCUCUCUGUUAUAUAAAUUCCAAUCGUUUCUCAUGGCAGAAUCCAAUAUGGACCACUACGAAUCGAUCGAUGUGCAUAUACGCUGGACCGAAGGGCAAGAUCUCGUCUUUCGACUUUCACCUGCGACCGACACUAUAGCUGACAUCAAACAAAAAAUUCGGCAAUCAGCACCUCAUACAUCCAAUAAAAAGAUUCGUCUCAUUCAUAAUGGACGGAUACUCGAAGAUGCCUCCACGUUGUUAGACUAUGGACUAGGCAAGAUUAUAUCCAACAGCUCGUCCAAAGCCAAAAUUCCACCUCCUUCACCUGUCUAUAUCCAUUGUUCCAUAUCGGACUAUAUUACCUCUGAACGGGAUAAUAAUCGACCGCAGCUCACUAUACCAUCCGGUUUCGAUCGAUUGCGAGAAUCCGGAUUUAAUGAAGAAGAAAUUCAGAGUAUUCGUACACAGUUUCAUCGUAUGCACGGAACUGAGUUUAAUGGAGAAUCUACCGAGGAAACUCGACGACUUGAAGAACAAUGGAUGGAUAACACGGGCGAUACAUUACCGGAUGGCACUAUACAAGGAACUUAUAAGGAAAUGAUGUGGGGGUUGAUGCUUGGGUUCUUUUUGGGUGUCUUGUGCCUAUUCUGGUUCCGCGAAUCCGUGUUCACACGAAGACACCAAAUGGGUAUUCUCGCCGGCAUGCUGAUUAACAUAUCUUUUGGUGUGCUACAUGUGUAUUAUUAGAUCGCCUUUUUUCCGUUAAAGAUUCCUUGUAAAUUAUGUCUCAAUACUCUUUUUCUUUUUUUUUCCUUUCCUUGUACAGUUCUUUUAAGCAGAAAUUUGCCGCAGUAACAUCGUCUUCAAAGGAGACCAUUUUCAUUCCAACACCCUACGGUACUUUUUGAAUGAGGGCUAUAUAAAAAAGAUGCAUAAUCAUGAUGCAGU
This is a messenger RNA of Radiomyces spectabilis, 1052 nucleotides long. Its product is annotated as DUF2407 C-terminal domain-containing protein. NCBI's taxonomy places the organism in Eukaryota, Fungi, Mucoromycota, Mucoromycetes, Mucorales, Radiomycetaceae. Gene Ontology annotation, molecular function: protein binding. Bases 156 to 851 code for a protein of 231 amino acids. Gene Ontology annotation, biological process: protein processing. The transcript is spliced from 7 exons. The record is from RefSeq and is a predicted model, not a curated record. Gene Ontology annotation, cellular component: endoplasmic reticulum; Dsc E3 ubiquitin ligase complex.